AUGGCUGCAGACUUGUCUACCACCAAACUCAACGCAGACAGCCAUGUCUUGCUGGACCAGCCUCUCCUCCGCCUCCCACAUGAACUCGUCAAACGAAACUUCAGAAAUACCCAACGCUAUGUAGAGCGGGAGAGAGACUACAUCCUUCCCGCCCUCAAAGACACCGCGAAUGCCGCACUCAGUUCAUCCCAAACCACGGAGCAGACGCUCGCCUCACUCGACGCCAUGAUUCAAAGAAUGGAGAACUUCAAACGCAAGUUGGAAAAACUACACGUUGAGGAAGAGGCUCUCCAUGACCAUUCAGCCAAGAGAAUCAAGCAUCUGCAAGACCUAUAUGACAUACCAUCUCUGGUGGACGUAAAGUAUGACCAGUGGUCCCGGACCCGUCUCGACCGGUUGAUUGUCGACUAUCUUCUGCGGUCGGGCUACUCAAAAACAGCCAUCUCGCUGGCCGAGACCAAACAGAUCGCGCAUCUGAUUGACCUUGAUACAUUUGUUACCUGCCAUAAGAUUGCUUCGUCACUCACCCGCGGCGAAACUAGGGAGGCCCUUGCCUGGAUCAACGAGAACAAAAAUUCCCUCAAGAAACUCAUUACAGCGCCUCACAAAACCACCGAUCUCGAAUUUGAGCUCCGUUUUCAACAAUUCAUUGAGCUGGUCCGCGCAGGGACAACCGCAAAGAAACUUGAAGCGAGAGCACAUGCCCAACAACACCUGACACCGCAUGCUGCGUCGCGAGGAGAGUCCAUCAUGCAAGCAGCUGGUUUAUUAGUGCAGUCACCCGACACGCAAGCUGAACCAUAUCGCACACUGUUUGCCCCAUCACGGUGGCACCACUUGUCCAACUUGUUCGUUGAAACACACCAUACGUUGCUAUCUCUACCAAUACAACCACUCCUUCACGUUGCGCUGUCAGCCGGUCUUUCAGCAUUGAAAACUCCCACAUGUCACAGUGCCUACAACCCUGCCAGCUCUUCAACCACCGGUCACGCUCGUAUUGCGACGAACUCGUCGUUGUGCCCCAUCUGCAGCACGGAGCUAAACCAGCUGGCACGCAAUGUCCCUUAUGCACACCACACUACAAGCUCUGUGGAACCGGACCCUGUCGUCUUACCGAACGGGCGUAUCUACGGCCGCGAGCGGCUGGAAGAGUUGCAGCGGAAACUUGUCAUGGCUGGUGGCGGCGGAUUAGGUGGCGACGGCGGCUUGCAUGAGCUACAAAUUGGCAAGGAAGGAGAAGUCAGAGAUCCCACGACUGGUCAAAGUUUCACUUGGGAUCAGGUCAAGAAGGUCUAUAUUAUGUGA
Fonsecaea multimorphosa CBS 102226 is the source of this 1305-nucleotide messenger RNA. RefSeq lists its product as uncharacterized. The record is from RefSeq and is a predicted model, not a curated record. The transcript has 2 exons. Gene Ontology annotation, molecular function: protein binding; ubiquitin protein ligase activity. Gene Ontology annotation, biological process: proteasome-mediated ubiquitin-dependent protein catabolic process. Gene Ontology annotation, cellular component: cytoplasm; nucleus; GID complex. Bases 1 to 1305 code for a protein of 434 amino acids. Lineage: Eukaryota; Fungi; Ascomycota; Eurotiomycetes; Chaetothyriales; Herpotrichiellaceae.